Messenger RNA from Penicillium subrubescens, 477 nucleotides. Its product is annotated as nuclear telomere cap complex subunit Ten1. Gene Ontology annotation, molecular function: single-stranded telomeric DNA binding. The record is from RefSeq and is a predicted model, not a curated record. Gene Ontology annotation, biological process: telomere capping. NCBI's taxonomy places the organism in Eukaryota, Fungi, Ascomycota, Eurotiomycetes, Eurotiales, Aspergillaceae. Gene Ontology annotation, cellular component: CST complex. The coding region runs from base 1 to 477 and encodes 158 amino acids. The transcript has 2 exons.
AUGAACGGGCCGCGUCCCUCGAAUUGGGUGUUUCUCUGUGAUCUCCCAUCUCUGGCGACAGAUACAAAAGUCCGCUUUCUGGGCUGUGUGAGGCAAUAUGAUGUCAACACCGGCAAUCUAGUUCUGGAACACAACUACCCAAGGAGAAGAACAGAGCCUGAAUCUGUCACAGUGGAUGUCAAUGCGGUUCUUCAAGACCUCACCUCGGAUCAGCUUCGAGUAGGCGCCUGGCUGAACGUACUGGGCUACGUCCGAGAUGCAGCUACACCAAACCCGUCAUUUUCUUCGUCUCAGCUUAGCUCACAGCAAUCCAAUGGAGCCACUGAGACUGUCAUCGCACCCGUUAGAGUCACAGCUCGACCGGUGCACAUCGACGCCGUGAUGGUCUUUCCCGCAGGGGCGAUUGCACUGGGAGAGUAUGAGCGCAUUCUUCGCAAUGCCCUGGACCUGGACCAGUGCAUGCGCAUUACUGGAUGA